Molecule: messenger RNA, 3039 nt
Organism: Oncorhynchus masou masou (cherry salmon)
Lineage: Eukaryota; Metazoa; Chordata; Actinopteri; Salmoniformes; Salmonidae
Product: beta-1,3-galactosyl-O-glycosyl-glycoprotein beta-1,6-N-acetylglucosaminyltransferase 7-like
Exons: 3
Coding region: 1-1302 (433 amino acids)
Cellular component (GO): membrane
Molecular function (GO): acetylglucosaminyltransferase activity
Source: RefSeq, a predicted model, not a curated record
AUGCUCCAGCUGGAAGGCGCAAAGUGCAGUUUCCUGUUCUGCCUGGGAAUAUGCAUGCUCAUCUGCGCAGUCAUCUACCUGAAGGCCAUGGCUGGCACAGAUCCCCAGGGUCAGAGUGGGCCCCUGGGCUGCAGGCCAUUCUCUAAGUACUGCCAAGCUUUCCUCCCCAGCACCAAGGGCUCAACAGCAUGGCAACGCCAUGACUGCCAGGUGGAGAGCUAUCUUCUGAGUAUGGGAAGUCGAGGUGGGGACCGGGACUGCUCCCGUCUGGUGAGGGAGCUUCACUUCAUCACCAGCCCGCUGAGCCGGGAGGAGGAAGACUACCCUCUGGCCUUCAUCCUCACUGUCCACAAGGAGCUGGAGCUGUUGGUGCGCCUGCUUCGGGCCAUCUACAUGCCGCAGAAUGUCUACUGUAUCCACGUGGACGCCAAGGCUCCGCGGGAGUACAGGGAAGCCGUGGAAAGCCUUGUGAGCUGCUUUCCCAAUGUGUUCCUGGCCAGCCACAGCGAGAUGGUGACCUAUGCCGGGUUCUCACGGCUGCAGGCCGACAUCAACUGCAUGAGGGACCUGGCGGCAUCGCCUGUGCCCUGGAGGAAGGUGCUCAACUUGUGCGGCCAGGACUUCCCUGUAAAGAGCAACCUGGAGCUGGUGCGCUACAUGCAGAGCAAGGAGUGGAGGGACAGGAACAUGACCCCGGGCAUCAAGCAGCCUGCGGCUAUGAGGCACCGGACUCAGCUGCAGUACAGAGAAGUCAGGGGCUCCCACGUGGCCCCCAAGCGCGGAGGCCCAAAGAAAGGUGCUCCGCCCCACAGGCUUCAGAUGUACUUUGGUACAGCCUACUACGCACUAACCAGGACCUUUGUGGAGUUUGUACUGAGGAGUCAUGUGUCCAGAGACCUGCUAGAGUGGUCCAAGGACGCAUUCAGCCCAGAUGAGCACUACUGGGUGACGCUCAAUCACAUUAAAGAAGCGCCAGGAAGUCAUGUAGGAGGCGGCUGGGGUGGCGAGAUCCGGACAAUCAAAUGGAGGGAUCAAGAGGGGACUGUACACAAUGGAUGCAAAGGCCACUAUGUUAGGGACAUCUGCAUCUAUGGUCUGGAGGAUUUGAAGUGGAUCAUCGACAGAAACAGCAUGUUUGCCAACAAGUUUGAGAGCAAGGCCUUCCCAGAAGCGUUGGACUGCCUGGAGCAGUGGCACAGAGACAAGGUCCUGCAGCAAGCCAUGGUUCCCAUCCAGUCAUGGUGGCAACUUGCCACGCAAGGCAAUGCCACCUCUCUUUUCAAUGCCACGGUAGGACUUUGACGAGGUUGUGGGGUUCUUCCUGUCCAAAAUGGAUGUAGUUCUCCCAAUAGUUGUUGGUUAUUGUAUCACUUCAGAGGGCUGUACUAAAAGUGUGCUGCUUGAGCCUUGAUGCAUUUCUGUUGGUUCGUUUAGAUCAAAUCUCGAGAAAGUCACUGCUUGGACACGCAAUCAAAAGCUAAGCGACAAUUACCUAACAUUCUUCUCUAUUCGUAGGAAACUGUUUGCGAGGGGAGCAGGGAAGACUUGUUAUUGACAUAUCUCAGUUGUCCGGAAACACUUUGUGGUAAAUUUAGGCUCUGUGUAUCACUAAGAGGCACAGUGGCUGAUGCAACCAUAAUCACUAAAGAAUUCACAAGUCUCCCCCCACGUCAAACAAGGACCUUUACUGACCUGUGGUGCACUUUGACAACAGAACCACAUGGGCCACUGUACUAAAGACAUUUGUCAACCUUUACAGAAAAAAACAGACAGCUCUGUGGACAUGGUUGCUUAGAUGUGUCAUAACAACUGGCCACUGUACCUAAGAAACUCUGCAAACCUUUACAAGGGAGAGCAAUACAGAGCUCUCUGGACAUGGCUACUUAAAUGUGGGAACUUGAAUAUUGCCAGUUCAACAACAACUCACUCACACUCGAUUACAUGUUAAGAAUAAUCCAUUUAAAAGUUUUUUAUUUUAUUUUACCUUUAUUUAACCAGGCAAGUCAGUUAAGAACACAUUCUUAUUUUCAAUGACGGCCUGGGAACAGUGGGUUAACUGCCUGUUCAGGGGCAGAACGACAGAUUUGUACCUUGUCAGCUCGGGGGUUUGAACUCGCAACCUUCCGGUUACUAGUCCAACGCUCUAACCACUAGGCUAACCUGCCGCCCCUUGUGUGAUUGCCUAUUGCAAAUAAAGUGGCACUCAUUUUAUGACAGCUUUACAUAUGUUUGUCUGUGAUUGUUAUGUUGUAAAUGUGAACAUUAAGUUAAUGCUGCCACUUCAGAUAACUGACAUUUUUUCUUGUACUGUACCCAAUGAUUUAUGAAAACUUGCUUGACGGGUCAAUGUCCUCAUUGUGGUUUCACAGUCUUGUUUAAUAUAUUAUGUACACACUAUUAGAAUAGUUAUGAAAUACACCUUGUUAUAUUUGGUAACAUAUGCUUGUUUUCCUUAUACUCCAAUCUCAAAAAAUGUAAAACACUGACAAAAGCUCUGACGAAGGCCUUGAGGCUGAUAUGUAAAGCUUAACAAAGAGCAGUAAACAGGUGUGUUUGUUAAAAGGUAAAAAUGUUGCGUGUGCUAAUCAUGACCCGUUAAAAUGGUUUCCUAUUUGUUUUGCAACUACUUCAAAAAUAGGUUAAUAAUUAUUUAAAGUUACAUUAAAAAAAGUCCCACUGUUCUUUGAUAAUUUCAACUACUGCUAAAUGAUACCCUCUGAGCUUAGUACUGGCAAAGUACAACUGUAUAAUAAGCCAAAUAGGCUUAAACAUUUGCACUGACAUUAAAUAUUGUUACAUUGUGUAUGUUGUCAAUUUAAGAGAACAGGGUACAAUAAAUGUGAACUGCCACUGACAUCGAACCAUAUUUCAAUUGAUUUCAAGAAAUGUAACAUAUUAAGGGCUUGAAAGUGGAAAUCGUACAGCAUGCACUUUUUUUUAUACCCAGAACAUGUUUGUUCACUGUAAAGGAAGUUUAGCUAUUCACUGAAAUUCCCAAAUGCUUUGAAUACAUAAAACAUUUGUUAUAAAUUCACUUGG